CCAAAUUUCACUGCAGAUUUGGUUCCGCUACGUUGCCGAGUUGUGGCUCGAAUAAAAAAUCAGCCUUGGAAUGAAGAUCUUACCUCACCAGAAACAGAUCCAUACAGAUCAAUGAAGAAUUACAUCAUAAGCAAUGUCACCAGGUUUUAUGAGGGAGUCCGGGUUUCUAUUAACGUAAACGAAUUUAGGAACGGUAGCGUGAUUGUAGAUUUCACCAUCGUUUAUAACGUUAGCGACUACAGAUGGAUUGAAAAACUUAAACAGAGCAUAUCAUCCACGGGUCUUCUGUACAACAUGCCUCUGGAGCUGGAAGAACUUACAGCUGAAAACGUUCCAGAAGUUGCCCCUACAAAUGUAAGCGUGUUUCUUGUGGAAGAUACAAGAAUUCAUAUCAGAUGGAACAAUCUUAGCCUCCCACCGAGUAUUUCCGCCAUAUUCCAGGGCUAUAAGGUUUUCAUCAGACCAGCGGGAAGCGCAGACGUCAUAGUUACCACCGUAAAUGACCUCGUUAACUUCGUUACUAUAGAAGGACUAGAACCAUUGGUAACGUAUAACCUAACUGUGGCUGGAUACACACAGAGUGGAGUUGGAAGGGAAAGCGAGAGUCUUUCUGUAACCACCACUUUAGACGAUCCGCCUGAAAAUGUAUCAGUAGAACUAGGGAAGUCAAAUUGUGUUCACGUUCAGUGGGGCGGCCUUUCACCUGAGAAAUUUGCUGCAUUUGAUGGCUAUCGUGUGUUCUAUGCCUUGUUCAGGCACCCAAAGUUUUCUUUGAACAAGACAGUAAAUGCAUCGACACAUUGGGUGGAGAUCUGUAAUCUUGAAUCGUCAAUGAAGUAUAAGUUUUAUGUGCAACGCAUCUUACGAACAGAUAUGGGGAAUGCGAGUGACGUUAAAUACUUCACGACAGAGGGGCUGAUACGCUUUCCACCGACCAAUGUGGUAUGCUGCAAUACCAGUUCCACUUCUAUCAAGGUAAAGUGGGAGCCACCGUCUGUCGAAGGCAACAGCCUCGAAAUUAUUGGUUACGAGUUACAUUUCAGGCCUCGCGGCGGUGCAUCUAAGCUGUGGAGCAUCUUUCAGACAUGCAAAAGUAUCUUGAAUGCCACUUUAAAACCAUUGAAGAAAUUUAUGGAAUACGACAUCAGGGUGACUACCUUCAACACAAAUGGGCCCGGAAAUUUUAGCAAAAUUGUAAGGUGCUUUACGGAUGAGGACGUUCCACUUGGUGGCCCUGUUAACAUUUCAGCUCAAAACACAAGCUCUACAAGUAUAAAAAUCAGUUGGAAACCAGUCUCCGAAACUUUAUGUCUUGAAAUAAUCAACAAAUAUGUAUUCAAAAUAAGGAACUUGUUAACAGGUUACCUGAGAAUGAUAGAAUUUGAUGGAUCAAGCUUGAGCGGUGAAGUAAGAAAUUUGUCCAAGUUUCAAGAAUACAACAUCCAAGGAGCUGCAGUUAACAGUAAAGGCCAAUCAAAUUUCACGAAUGCGAUAACAUGUCGCACGAGCGAAGAUGCCCCAGACAUCCCACCGGCAAACGUGACCGGGUACAACAUAAGUUCUACGUCAAUUGCAGUCGAGUUCCAAAUCUACUCUGCUGAGCAACACAACGGAAUCAUCCGUCAUUACGUCUUAAAGAUUUUUAAAGCCAAUGCAGUAAAUUCUACCGUGCAGACAGAGUUCUUUCCCAUUCACACAAAGAGAAAACGAAGAGAAGUCUCCAACACUACUUAUAGUGUCAGGGUAACGCUGGAGGAUUUGGAAGAGUACACCAUGUAUUCUAUGCAAGCAGCCUUUUUUACUAUCAAAAAAGGACCAUAUAGCGCUGUUUUCAAUGUCUCUACGGACGAAGGAGGUAUGAUUAACUAUGAUGAAAAUGUGCAGUAG
Messenger RNA from Pocillopora damicornis (cauliflower coral), 1887 nucleotides. RefSeq lists its product as uncharacterized. Gene Ontology annotation, biological process: cytokine-mediated signaling pathway. The record is from RefSeq and is a predicted model, not a curated record. Gene Ontology annotation, cellular component: membrane; signaling receptor complex; external side of plasma membrane. Lineage: Eukaryota; Metazoa; Cnidaria; Anthozoa; Scleractinia; Pocilloporidae. Gene Ontology annotation, molecular function: cytokine receptor activity; cytokine binding.